This is a messenger RNA of Phacochoerus africanus (Common warthog), 1212 nucleotides long. It is a transcript of the gene NDUFAF1, whose product is annotated as NADH:ubiquinone oxidoreductase complex assembly factor 1. The record is from RefSeq and is a predicted model, not a curated record. Gene Ontology annotation, biological process: mitochondrial respiratory chain complex I assembly; mitochondrial electron transport, NADH to ubiquinone. Lineage: Eukaryota; Metazoa; Chordata; Mammalia; Artiodactyla; Suidae. Gene Ontology annotation, cellular component: mitochondrion.
GACCUACACAGGAAAAGUGGAGUAGCCGGCGGGGAAAAGCCAGGAGCACAGCACUCUGGGGUGUCGCGAGGGAGGGCUGCAGCGUCGGGACUUGCGAGGGCGACACAGCCCCAGCAGGUGGAACUGGGCUAUUUGCUGAAGCUUCUUUCCCUGUUAGCCCAAGGAGAAAUUUAAUUUUAGCUUUUCCUUACCAUGGCUUUGGUUCACAAAUUGUUGAAUGGCACUUAUAUUCGUAGAAAAUGCCUGAAGCCAAGUGUUGCCUCAUUGUCCAAGUGUGGUCCAUUUUUGAGUACUCGCUUUGCAGACUAUUGCUCCAGUAGCCUUCAGAAACCUUCAGUGCCUGCUUCUGGCAAAGCUUCUCAGAGGAAGACCGAAGGAAAUGUGGAAGGGCAUCACCAAAGAGAUGUUGCUUUGGAUAUAACUUCUCUGGGGACAAGCCUGAAGUUCAGUUUUGAUAAAGCAAUUAAAGAAGAAAUAAAGGACCAUUAUAAGGCGUUUGAUAAUGAUAUAGUGAAUCAUUGGAUAGCUGAAGGUCGCCCUCUGCAUGAGGUCUUGCGGAAAAGCAAGGUUGUCUGGCAGUUCCGUGGCAAAGAAGAUUUGGAUAAGUGGAUAGUGACUUCUGAUAAGACAAUGUGGCAGAAGGAAGCUUUCCUAAAGAGGGCAAGAAAUAACCAAAGUGCACUCCUGUAUGGAACCCUGAGCUCUGAGGCACCUCAGGAUGGGGAGAGUGGCCGAAGUGGGUACUGUGCGAUGAUAUCCAAGGUUCUCAGGGGACCUUUUGAGAUAAAGAAGUCUUAUGAUUGGUCCCAGUUCAACACUCUGUAUCUCCGUGUUCGUGGAGAUGGCCGGCCUUGGAUGGUGAAUAUCAGGGAGGACACGGAUAUAAUUCAGAGGAAGGAUCACAUGUACAGUUACUUCAUGUCACCCGUGGGGGGCCCUACUGGCAGGAGGGUCAAGAUUCCUUUCUCCAAAUUUUUCUUCUCCAAUCAAGGAAGAAUCCGGGAUGCUCAGUACCAGCUUCUGCUUGAUAAGAUCUCUUCUGUCGGAUUCACCUUGGCUGAUAAAGUGGAUGGUCCAUUCUUCCUGGAAAUAGAUUUUAUUGGAGUAUUUACUGAUCCAGCCCACACAGAAGAAUUUGCCUAUGAAAAUUCUCCAGAGCUUAAUCCAAGACUUUUUAAAUAAAUCUGUGGCAUUUCUAUAUUACUAAACUAA